UAUGUUAAGCUAUUUUCAUGUAAAGUAAUUAAUGGGACACCUAUCACACAUGCUUCCUUUGUUCCUUCGUUCAUAGUGCAGAGUGAAAGCAAAGCUUGUUUGUGUCCCUGCACCAAGGCAACGUUACACACGCAGGUGGUGAGGCUUCACAAAGUUGGAGCUGAACUGCAGUACACAAGCAUGGAACAGUCAGCACAGAUCCAGCAGGAUGAUUUCUCACACUUUCAACUCAUUCAACAACCGGCCCCUCAGCCUGUUACACUCUUCCAGCAGUUUCCCUCAGCAAUGGCUCCACCUGCACCAACUUUACGGCCGGGACACAUCAGGGAGGAUCUUGUAGAGCUGAUGAUGAUGCAGAAUGCUCAGAUGCACCAAGUCAUCAUGAACAACAUGACCAUGUCUGCACUUAGUUAUUUUGGCUACAUGCAAGCACCUGAGCAUCCAGGUCCACCUGUAACAGCUGAGGUGGAUCCGGAGGUGUAUCAUCACCACUACCCCUGUCCCCCCUGUGAAUCUUACCCUGUAUGGGUUCCUAUGUCUCUGGCACCGAUGCAGUCUCAGGUCCCUCUUCAGACCAUUCCAAGCUUUCAGGAUCCUACAUACCCUCUACACAACACCCACGUAGAACACAGAGACAGGUGAGAGAACACACAUCCUGAUUUACACUAGAACUUUAUGUCCCCAGAACAGCCGUAGCUUUGGUACUUUAAUUCAAGAAUUUCCUGAGAGUUAUGUUAUAUUGCUCAGAGUUACUCAGAAUUAUUAGUUAAGAUCAGGGUCACUAGGUUUGUGUGAGGAACCGAACCAAUGGCCAUUAAAAACUAGUCCAAAAACCAACCGAAUACUUGUAUUGUAAAUGACAUUUACAGAAUAACAUCAUACAGUAGUGAGAAAAUCAAAUAGUUUUCCUAAAAAGUAUAACUCAGGGACCAAAUGGCCUUAUAUUAUA
Molecule: messenger RNA, 949 nt
Organism: Ictalurus furcatus (blue catfish)
Lineage: Eukaryota; Metazoa; Chordata; Actinopteri; Siluriformes; Ictaluridae
Product: proline-rich protein 29-like
Exons: 4
Coding region: 181-642 (153 amino acids)
Source: RefSeq, a predicted model, not a curated record